AUGCUCGUCCAGGUGGAGUUGCAGGGUAAAGUGAAGUGGGUACGUGUCCCCACCAAUGAUGACCGCUUCGACUACAGGAGAUUCAUUGAAGAGAUUUCAGCUAAAUUCAACUUGCCAAAUGGAUCUGAGGUGGACCUGAAGGACUCCUCAGGAGUGGAUGUGGAGGAGGAUAUCUUUGAUGAGCUACUGGGAUCAGCCACUGUGUCUUUCAAGGCAUUUGUGAAGAACUCCGUGGAUAAUGAGGUAUUUGAAACCUCUUUCUGGUCGGAGGAGGGGACAUCAUUUUCUCCUGGGUCUACAUCGUCUUCAAUUGAGUCUGGAAAUACCUCCAUAAGUACAGCCUCCACAGUGCUUACAGAGAGCACCAAAGCACAGAGAAGGCAACUGAUUGAGGGACCACCCGACAGCAAAGUAGCUAAAGAUUUGGUGUAUGUAGCUUUGCAUCAUAAGCGUGGGGGUGAAGAGGUCAUCAAAGAGUACAACCGGACUAAUGGCCUGACUGAUCAAUCAAGAAGAAAACUGGUCAAUAUCUUGGUCGCAGAUAUGAUCGAGAGUCACGGGAGGGUACCACCAGUUAAUGUCCGCAUCACCUACGCGCUUGGAAUUGUGACCCUUUUCCCCAAUCUGAAGGAUAAAGCUUCACCAACUGGCUAUGAGCCUUACUACGAUCCUCGCAGUGGGCAGGGUUACCUGGCCUACAGAUUGAAAACUGUUCAACGCACUACUUCAAGCGACUUCAAGAAGAGGUCCAAGCCUGGUCAACAAGGAGGCCCGAAGAGCCUGCGUGAGACUUCAUCAUCUGAGCAGCUGUUGGGGGAGGAGUGUAAUGAAGCAAUGUCCAUGAUGAAGCAUACAACGGACCAAGCAACGGUGAAGGGGAAAAUGAAGGCAACAUUCAAACAUCGACAAGAGUUGCUGCAUGAUCCAGCUCAAUCCUCACUCAUCUUAGAUCACUUCCCACGCUUCUUAGAUACCCCAGGCUUGAUUGACCAAGACUUCACACUGCUGUUUGGGGAAAAUGUAUCUGGCAAGUUCGUUUCCAAAUGGCCAACAUUCUACAAGCCCCGGAUCAUCACUGUCUGCAAAGGCCUUCGCCCUGGUCCUCAUCUGGAUGAUCUUCUUUCUGCUCAGGAGGCCUCCAAUGAUGGGUGGGAUGGUGACCUGGCAGCCAUACUCUUGCUCCUUCAUCUCUUGCCUCCAACCGCCAAAGGAAAAGAGCAUGGUAAAAUGAGUGCCGCAGACGCUGUUGCCCAUGUCAUGAAUUUCAUGAAGGUGGGGACAAGCAUGACGACCUACCUUCAGGAUGUUGCAGCUACCCAGCCCUUCCUGCUCUGCGUUGGAGAAAACAAGUCCAAAAUUCAGAAGUAUUACAUUGUGCUCGACCAGAAGGCCUUGCCAUGCAUGGCACACACUGCUGUGGCUGCCUUUGAUGAACUGUUCAAAUCCCACUUCGUGUUUGCAGUGGCCUACGACGACGCAUUGUUCAACUUCUACACAUUCCUGCAAACAACCGUCUACGGCAUUGAUGUAGCAACGGCAAAGGAGAGUCCAAGGGUGAAGGAAAUACGAGCAAGAAUCGACAGCACUUAG
Engraulis encrasicolus (European anchovy) is the source of this 1590-nucleotide messenger RNA. RefSeq lists its product as uncharacterized. The transcript is spliced from 9 exons. Lineage: Eukaryota; Metazoa; Chordata; Actinopteri; Clupeiformes; Engraulidae. Bases 1 to 1590 code for a protein of 529 amino acids. The record is from RefSeq and is a predicted model, not a curated record.